This is a messenger RNA of Phanerochaete carnosa HHB-10118-sp, 240 nucleotides long. RefSeq lists its product as uncharacterized. Lineage: Eukaryota; Fungi; Basidiomycota; Agaricomycetes; Polyporales; Phanerochaetaceae. The coding region runs from base 1 to 240 and encodes 79 amino acids. The record is from RefSeq and is a predicted model, not a curated record. The transcript has a single exon.
AUGCUUCGACAGAGCAAACUAUCUGGCUUCCACAUCCCGUCAGCCCCAGAUUGGCUAAUCGUCACACUAUUUGCUGACGACACAACGGUGUACCUAUCAGAAUACGACCACUUCUCUGACCUAUCGGCCAUACUAGACACAUGGUGCGUGGCCUCCGGGGCCCGUUUCAAUGUAAGCAAAACCGAAAUCAUCCCAAUUGGUACUACUCGCUACCGAUCGGCUGUAAUAACCUCACGCUGA